CCGCACCCUAAUAUUUGGCAACAUGGCCACAAAUGGACGACCGAAUAAGGUCAUGUCUUCGCGACUGGCGGGCAUGAAAUUCAUGCAACGCUCAGGCCCUCCAUCACCCGCGACCCCGAUUGAGCCUCCCGCCAAAAAACAACGACUUUCGAGCGGUGCUGCCAAUGUAUCGCCGGCGUCAAGCCCAGCUACUGCGACCGACUCGAAAUUUGCAGGUCGAGACGAUUCGAAAUGGUAUUUGAGCUUUCGUGCGCCGCAAGCGCCUGCCGUGGAAUCACCUUUGCGAAUAGUACAAGCUGGAUAUGCGGUGUUGGACUCUGCGAGCCGCGACAACGACUCUUCCGACAGAGAUGAGGAGGUCCCAUCGCGUCCGUCCAUGCCUGGCAGAAAGAGCUUUGGCAAGUUUAACAAGGUCAUUGAGAAGCAAAACAAUCCAGACAUGUCCUCUGGAUCUGAAUCCGAAUCUGAAGAGGACGAUGAGGACGAAGAAGACGAACCGGAUGCCGAAGAUGACACGGGUAUAGAUGCGCUGAUUGCGCAAGGAAAAAAGGAGGCUACGGCUCGUGCCAAGGCGGAGCGCAAAGCGAAGAGAAAGGCAGAAAAAGAAGAAUUGCAGAAACUCGCUGAACAGAGGCGGAAGAAAGAAGUCAACUUAAACCGCACGCCGACGAGCAUUUCGAAUGGCGGUGGUGCGUCGCCGAUAACUUGUCAUCGGUGCAAUGAGAAAGGCCACCGACAGGCAGAUUGUUCACAGAAGCGCAAUGGAGGGAGACCUUCGAAGUUGAGGAAAUCCUAUUGAGGAAUCGCAGUACAGCUUAAUCCGCGUCCCGUCGGUCGUGAUCGCUUAAUUCCAGCAAAGGCUACGGACGGUGGGGAGAGGAGCACUAAUUGGUGCAAGAGUUGUCAACAGCUUCGGGCUGUAUUACUGCUGCAUACGUGCACGCAUUCGGGCGCUUGAAGGGGUGUCACCCCUCUCCAUCGCCGAAUGAGGCAGCGCUCACUAGUGAGGUACAGAAGGCUGACGGCCAGACAUGCUGUCUCCUGCUCAAAGUCCCUUGGAUCCGGAAUGAGCGAAAUCUAAUGUCUUACUGAAGCGUAAGUUCCUGCUGUGUGCGGACAUUCUCGGUAAGUGCAGCUUGAUAGAUGCUGAGAUCUGAGGUCAAUUACACUGGCAUUAGCAAUAAAAUUACAUUUCCAC
Messenger RNA from Sphaerulina musiva SO2202, 1198 nucleotides. RefSeq lists its product as uncharacterized. The record is from RefSeq and is a predicted model, not a curated record. Gene Ontology annotation, molecular function: nucleic acid binding; zinc ion binding. The coding region runs from base 23 to 799 and encodes 258 amino acids. The transcript has a single exon. Lineage: Eukaryota; Fungi; Ascomycota; Dothideomycetes; Mycosphaerellales; Mycosphaerellaceae.